UUUAAUUUUCUGCAGCGCGAAACUUUGCUGAAAAUGUCAUCGGCCUCGGCCAGCAGGAGCAGCAUCAAGGUCAAGUUUAACAAAACUUCAUGCUAUUUUUGCGAUGAAUGGCUGGAGAACGAAAAAAUCGAGGCUCACCUACAGGUUUGCGGCCAGGUGUUGGAGCAGUGUUCGAAUGGAUGUGGAGCACGUGUGACCCGUAAGGAGAUGGAUCGCCACCUUAACCGUUGUCCGGAAGGUUUCGGUGAGGAACCCAGCUUGAAUGGUAGCUCCCCAAAGGAACGAGAAAAACUGUUUGAGUUGGAGCAGGAGAUCCUCGCUCUGCGAGAAACCUUGAAUGAGGAAAUUCGACAGCGUUUGGCUCUGAUCACCGACAUUGGACAGCUAAAAAAACGCGCCCAGCUGGGGGAUGAAUGGACCGGAAAGGUUGGAGACGUGCUGAAUGCACUGAAGAAGUGCAUCAACGAGGAAACCGAGAGCCGCUGUGUGGACAUCGAACGGUGCAAAAUUGACAUCAAUGGACUGCUAAAGCAGUUUGAGAAAAUAGAAUCAUGGCGAGUGGAACUCGUCACCCGUUUCAACCAAGCGGAAGAGGAAAUGGCAAAAGUAAAGAGACAGCCUCCUCCUCAGACACAUUCCCCAUCGGAUGAGACGGCUGAAACGCGAGCUCGGGACGCUAAGCUGGUAAUGAUUGAAAGCCGGCUGAAUUAUUUGCAAUCGGAGCUGGAAAGUCUUACACUAGGCAAACCGCAGACCGCAGGCCAGGCUCAGCAGCCACCGCAAAAUUUAUUAGACAACGAGGCACGAGCCGCAAUCGAAGAAAUUGAAAACAAACUGCAGACCGUUGAUGUGGUUCUAGAGGAUCAUCACAAUUCUAUUCGUGCCUUCCAGAGUGACAUAAAUCGUCAGAUGUUUGAGCUGGGGGGUGAAUCCGAUCCGAUGCGGCUGGUCAUCCAGGAGAUGCUGGACAAGCAGGCCAAGUUGGACUACGAGUUGAAGGGGGCGCUGAAUAUGGCCCACGAAAGCGAAGACAGUGCCGAGCGGAUCCAGAAAACGCUGGAGAAGUACCGGCGGGAAACUUACUACACCAAGCAGUGUCUGGAUGAUUUGCAGGUCCAUCUGCAGCACCAGGAGAAGCUGGUUGUGCUGCAGAACACCGAAGGCCACCUGAUCUGGCGUAUCGAUAAGUUCGAGCAGCGUUUCAAGGAAUCGCAGGAGAAUGAACUGAUGCUGAAGAGUCCACUGUUCAGCAAUCAACCCUUCGGGUACACUUUGAGGCUGGAGGCAAGCCUAAACGGCAUCGGAACCUGGCGGGGUCGUAAUCUGAUUGUGGGUCUGAUCGUGAUCAACGGCUUCUACGAUAAUCUACUCGAGUGGCCCUGCGUGCUGAGCGGCACGGUGACUUUGCGGGAUCAGCCGGAUUCGGGUGGGGCAAGGGUCGAUUUUUGUAAAGCGAUUCUGGCACGCCGAAAGCAUCAAAACUACGAAAAGAAUCAGUACAUUCAUAUUCCGCACCAGGUGUUGCGUUCCGAGCACUACAUUCGGGACGACGCCAUCUUUCUGGAGGUUCGGAUCGAACGGCUGCAGCAGUAGGCUGAAAAAGUGUGCUCGCGUGUGUGUGAGUUUUUUUUUCUGAUAGUUCAAUUUAUUAUCUAUUCUGUUACUGUGUUUACCUUGUGUAAAUGUGUUCGUUAAAAUAUUAAAUAUCUUGGUAUUAUUAACAAAUUACG
Wyeomyia smithii (pitcher-plant mosquito) is the source of this 1730-nucleotide messenger RNA. RefSeq names its product TNF receptor-associated factor 1 (gene Traf-like). Gene Ontology annotation, biological process: positive regulation of JNK cascade; tumor necrosis factor-mediated signaling pathway; regulation of canonical NF-kappaB signal transduction. The transcript is spliced from 5 exons. Gene Ontology annotation, molecular function: ubiquitin protein ligase binding; tumor necrosis factor receptor binding. The coding region runs from base 34 to 1593 and encodes 519 amino acids. The record is from RefSeq and is a predicted model, not a curated record. Lineage: Eukaryota; Metazoa; Arthropoda; Insecta; Diptera; Culicidae. Gene Ontology annotation, cellular component: plasma membrane signaling receptor complex; cytoplasmic side of plasma membrane.